AUGGCUACGGAGAGGAAGACUAUGGUGGCUAUGAAGAGCGUGGCAGUGGUGCUCUCCGCCUGUGUCCUGCUGUUGAUACCGGUGAUCCCAGAGGUCUCCUCCUCAUCCUCCUCCUCCUCCUUGGACACACAUGGGGUUCCGGUCAGGCGCUUCGUACGUCCUCGGCUCCUAAGGACAAUCAGGGAACUGACUGCAACGGGAUUCGGCCAACCGCACCCUCCGCACCAUGGCUAUGUGCUCCUGCGCUGGUAUGUGCAGUGCUGCGUCGACAACAACUACAGAUCGACCACACGGUGCAAGCCUACAGAGGGCAAAUAUGGCUUCCACCUCUUCAAUAACAGAGACCCACUGCUCCCUAGGCUGACCACGCACAAGGACUGCAAAUACUACACACUGGGGAACCUCAACUCAUAUUAUCACGAACAUGCCGAUGACCUGCCUUAUGAUGUGCGGAGGUACUAUGACAGGUUCGACAGGAGUACUAAUAUGGAUCGCUUGCUGGUGAAGUACUGCCCCAACCAGAACCUAAUAGAGGAUAUCUACGUGUCGGAGCAUUACAACAGGUUUUGCACCUACCAGAUAGGUUCAUCUCUCAUCUCUGUCCUCAGAGGACAUGCAUACCGGGUCGUAGAGGAUUGCAUAUAG
Messenger RNA from Engraulis encrasicolus (European anchovy), 645 nucleotides. RefSeq lists its product as uncharacterized. The transcript has a single exon. The record is from RefSeq and is a predicted model, not a curated record. The coding region runs from base 1 to 645 and encodes 214 amino acids. NCBI's taxonomy places the organism in Eukaryota, Metazoa, Chordata, Actinopteri, Clupeiformes, Engraulidae.